CCCGCCCCCUGCAGGAAGAGAUUCAACAGUUGGCGUUGAAGCGGUCAUUCAGGCCCAGGACCAGGACCAGGACCAGGACCAGGACGCCUCAUGUCACUGCUGGAGCCCCAUGAUGUCAUCAGCAAGGGAGCCACAAAGUCUCGUCUUCGAGUUUGCAGCCCCCGACUGCCCAGACGCAGAGCCUCUAGUUUUGGAUCCCCCAAAACCUUGGUGGGCUCAGAGGCCAGACCUCCCAACCAGAGUCCAUGUUUGCAGACUGGAUCUUCAUCACAGGAACCCGUGAAACCUGCUCGCAGGAUGAGCUUCAGUGGGAUCCUUAGAUCAUCACGGGAGUUGAACCACAGACCUUUCUUUCCUUCUCUCAGACUCCGGGGCGUCAGAGAGCAGAGCAGAGCAUCCUCCCAGCCCUUCCCUUCUCGCCCUGCCCCACCCCCAGAGCUGUUCCAGUUGGAGAUCUAUCAGACGGAACCUCGGAGCAGGAGGCCUCGCUCUUUCUCUUCUCCUCCUGACACUCAGCAGCUCAGCUCUUCUUGGACCUCCUCCCCUCAGGGGGCGCCCCCUCUGGUGGAGGUUGAGGGUCAAAGGUCAGAGGCUGACACAGACGCAACAGGAUGGGCGGAGUCAGAGCGUGACAUCUACAUGCGCUUCAUGAGGAGUCAUAAAUGUUAUGACAUCAUCCCCACAUCCUCCAAGUUGGUGGUGUUCGACACCCACCUGCAGGUGAAAAAGGCCUUCUUUGCUCUGGUGGCCAAUGGCGUGAGAGCAGCGCCGCUGUGGGAGACCAAGAAGCAGAACUUUGUGGGGAUGCUGACCAUCACGGAUUUUAUCAACAUCUUAACAAGAUACUACAAAUCACCCAUGGUUCAGAUCUAUGAGCUGGAAGAACACAAGAUUGAGACGUGGCGAGAACUUUACCUGCAGGAAACAUUCAAACCUCUUGUCCACAUCUCACCUGACGCCAGCAUUUUUGAGGCCGUCCACUCCCUCAUCAAAAACAAGAUCCAUCGCUUGCCGGUCAUCGACCCAGUCAGUGGAAAUGCUCUCUACAUCCUGACACACAAGAGGAUCCUCAAGUUCCUGCAGCUUUUCGUGUGUGAGAUGCCCAUGCCUGCCUUCAUGAAAAAGAGCCUGGAUCAGUUGGGCGUGGGAACCUUCCAUAACAUCGCCUUCAUCCACCCAGACACGCCCCUCAUCACCGCCCUGUCCGUCUUUACCCGCCGCCGCGUCUCUGCGCUGCCCGUCGUUGAUGAGAACGGUCGAGUCGUGGACAUCUACUCCAAGUUUGACGUCAUUGUGAGUAAAACACCACCUGGUGGCCCCGAGGAGUUACAGCACAGUGUGGAAAAUAACCUGGCGGCAGAGAAGACCUAUAACAACUUGGACAUCACCGUCACUCAAGCACUCAGGCAUCGAUCACAGUACUUCGAAGGUGUCAUGAAGUGUCACCGUCUGGAGACCCUGGAGACCAUCGUGGACCGCAUCGUGAAAGCCGAGGUCCACAGACUGGUUGUUGUUGAUGAAGAGUCACGAAUCAUCGGCAUCGUUUCUCUAUCAGAUAUUCUCCAAGCUCUGAUCCUGACACCAGCAGGUCUGAGCAGGGUGGGCUCUAUGCCACGUCAAGGUGACCACCUGGGAGAGGAGAACCUGAAGAAGGAGAAGGUGGCUGAAGGCUCCCUGCUGAAUGAUGGAGACCAGGAGGGGGAGCAGUGGGAGUCUCCUGCCAGGGAGGGGGGGACAGCGUGGGUGGGGGAGGAGAAACUGGUUGUGUUUGGAGAAGAAGGAGGUGAAUUCAUAAGUGCAGGACAGGAGCGAGCAGGAGCAGAACAGAUUCAGGAGGAGGAGAAGGAGGACACGGAGAAGAUAGAGGAGGUGAAGCAGGAAACAGCGGACACUGAGGAGGAAGUGAAGGAGGAAACAGACAAGGAGGAGACUGAGGAGGAGGUGAAGGAGGAAACGGAGAAGACAGAGGAGGAGGUAAAGGAGGAGACAGAUGAGGAGGUGAAGGAGGAGACAGAGAAGACGGAGGAGGAGGUAAAGGAGGAAACAGAUGAGGAGGUGAAGGAGGAAACAGAGGAGACUGAGGAGGAGGUGAAGGAGGAAACGGAGAAGACAGUGGAGGAGGUAAAGGAGGAGACAGAUGAGGAGGUGAAGGAGGAGACAGAGAAGACGGAGGAGGAGGUGAAGGAGGAAACAGAGGAGACGGAGGAGGAGGUGAAGGAGGAAACAGAGGAGACGGAGGAGGAGGUGAAGGAGGAAACAGAUGAGGAGGUGAAGGAGGAAACAGAGGAGACGGAGGAGGAGGUGAAGGAGGAAACAGAGGAGACGGCUGAGGAGGUGAAGGAGGAAACAGAGAAGGAGAUGGAGCAGGGGGUGACGAGUGAAGCUGGGGUAGAAACGGGACAGGAGGAGCAGGAAGUAGCAGAAUAGGUGCAGCAGGAGGCUGAUAAGGAGGAGGGUUUCAGGAGAGGAGGACCUAGGUGUUGACCGGGUGAAGCGACGCUCAUCACUCGUCUGCGGGUGAGUCACCAGCAGCCAGCUGGGGAGCUCAAAAGUUGACUGGUGAGCAGGACCUGCCACCUUGACACCUCAGACUUGCAUGGCGCGUCCUUCUAAACUGACUCUGCCUUGGCGGGCGGCCUUCGGUGGGGACGUCCCCAAGAAGAAGGCUGGACCUGUCAGUGGUUGACGUGGGGUGACCUGGACUCCGCAGGACGUGUGGUCACGUGGUGUGCCGGCUCAGAUCAUGCGAAUGUGAAUUGAUUCAAUAAAAUACCCGAUUGGU
Molecule: messenger RNA, 2782 nt
Organism: Synchiropus splendidus (mandarinfish)
Lineage: Eukaryota; Metazoa; Chordata; Actinopteri; Syngnathiformes; Callionymidae
Product: 5'-AMP-activated protein kinase subunit gamma-2-like
Exons: 17
Coding region: 91-2427 (778 amino acids)
Source: RefSeq, a predicted model, not a curated record